AUGAAUUUAAUAAUAGAUACUACUCAGCAAUCUAUCAUGAAAGAAUACGACCUCGACACAACAACAACGAAUACAUCAAUUUUAGCUUCUGAUGAUAUUCUCACUCUUUCUAGAGAGUUGAACCUAAUAUUGAUUCCUCUUCAGGGGGAUACCAAAACUGACACUUUGGCAGCAAUAUCAUUUUGCGUUCUUCUUUUACCAUUAGCCCAAGGCCUCAGCUUUAUCUGGACGCAAUGGGUGUUGUACACUGCUUUGAGUUGUACGCUAGACAUCACCUAUCCUAAUAGCGGAUCAACACUCAACGAUUUUCAGCACAGCCAUUUUGCAAAAUUUGGAAAUCAUCAAUAUGUCAAUGGGACUAGUAAAUUUCUGUUGUAUCAUAGUACACAAAAGGGAUUAUAUGAAAUUAAGUCCUACUCAUGGCAUGGAAUUUAUCCAUCUUUUGAAUAUUUUAAUGUAGAGAGUAGAAAAAGAGUAAAGUGCAUUAGUGGUAUAGAAGGAGUUCCUGUAUCAAAUCAAUGGAACUCUAAAGGACAUUUUUAUCCUAUUCAAAUAGCUCAAUAUGGGUUAUCUCAUUUUAGUAAAUCUUUUAAUAAUGAUUCAAAAUUUGUGAAUAUUAUGGACCAAAUGUUGAAUAAUAAAAAUUUUGAACAAACAUAUAUUAAUCCCAAGAUUUAUUAUUACAACAUUAAAACAGACAAUGCUCAAAUAAAUCUGGAUGUUGAUUAUCAAAAUAGGUAUUUGAUAUUGGACAUAAAAUUUAAAAGAUAUAUAUCUAGCCUUCAUCUAUAUAUUAAAAAUAAAUAUAAUGAAAAUAAUUUGGAAUUGGUGUACACAUUUAACUCGGAUAAUAUUUCAGACAUAUGUUUUAUGAAGAUAAAAAAUAGAUUUUUUAUUAAACUUCCCUUUAAAUUAAAUAUUUGGAAUAAAAUUAGACGUGAUUUUUACACUGAUAUCAAGAAAAGUUUACAUAUAAAUGAUGUUAAAAGCAAACAAUACAGAAUUAAAUAUAUGAUAAUUAAAAAUUGCCAAAGUUGUAUUAUAUCUAAAUUACAAUUUUCCACAUCACAAAGCAUUGAAUUGGUUGAACCUACCAUUGAAUGGAUAAUAAAAAAUCAAGAUGCAAAAGGUGGGUGGCCUAUGAAUUUUAAUCUUAAAGAAAAGAAAUUACGUUCAGGAUGGUAUUCUUCUAUGGCACAGGGUCAAAUUAUUUCACUCUUAGUUCGAUAUUAUUAUUUAAAGAAAGAUGUACAAUAUCUAAAAAGUUCUAUCAAGGCUUUUAAUAUCUUUAAUAUAUCAACAGUCAAAGGAGGCGUUAAAGCUUACGUAUUUAAUAAAUAUAUUUGGCUUGAGGAAUAUCCCUCGAUUCCACCAACAUUUGUUUUAAAUGGAUUUAUGUAUUCGAUUGUUGGAAUCUAUGAUUUGCAGCAAGCAUUGAAAUAUUAUCUUGUAAAUAAUGAUAAUAGUUUUAAAAUAAUAACGAAUCGCAUCAAUAUUUUAUUAAAUCUUGUUGGAAAAUCUCUCAAAACCUUAUUACCUCUCUAUGAUACUGGCUCCGGGUCCUUGUAUGAUUUAACACAUAUAACCCAAAAAUAUCCUCCUAACAGAGCUCGUUGGGAUUAUCAUGUAGUACAUAUAAACUUACUCCAGUUAAUGUCUGUGAUUUUUAAUGAUUCAUAUUAUUUCGAUGUAUCGAUGAGAUGGAAAGGAUAUUUAUAUGGGAAUAGAACGAAACAUAAUUAAUUAUAUAUAAUGAUUUAUAAGUGUAAAAAUAAAUAUAAAAGGGUUGUAUAGCAUUUUUUAAUAUUAUAAAUCAAAUUGUAAAUAAAAAUCGAUUUUGUUAAUUUGUAUUACACCGCAUUUUACCUACAACCACACGCCAUUUUUAUUGCAGAUAGGAUGGAUAAAUAUAAACGAAAAAGUAAGCCAUAAACAUAAUUUUAAUCAUGUCCUAAACAUUAUAAAUAUAUGCUAAAUAUCAAUUAGAUCAUUUGUUUUUGUUUUAUUGUUAAUUAGGUAGAUUAUUUUAUAUUUUUCUAGACAAUAUUCGAUAAUGUUAUA
Molecule: messenger RNA, 2061 nt
Organism: Gordionus sp. m RMFG-2023
Lineage: Eukaryota; Metazoa; Nematomorpha; Gordioida; Chordodea; Parachordodidae
Product: D-glucuronyl C5-epimerase B-like
Exons: 7
Coding region: 1-1743 (580 amino acids)
Biological process (GO): heparan sulfate proteoglycan biosynthetic process
Cellular component (GO): Golgi apparatus
Molecular function (GO): heparosan-N-sulfate-glucuronate 5-epimerase activity
Source: RefSeq, a predicted model, not a curated record